CCCCGAAAGGUGUCUCGCACCCAGUUUAUUAAGAACACCGGACUAAAUUAAGAAAAACUUAAUUUCCUAACGUUAUUGCCAGUUUAAUUACUUCAAUAUGUAACGAAAUCGUCAAUUCUAUAUAGCGACACGUCAGAAAUACUUUAUUUUCCGUUUGUAUCAGGAUGUUAUGCCCAAAAUAUUUAUAUUAAUUUAAUAAACAAAGAGCAACGAAUUGCUGUAUUCUUAUUCGCGAAUUUUCGAACCUUCUAGUAAAAAAUAAAAAAAAAGUAAGGCAACGUAGGCAUUUUGUGGCAACUCAUUGUUUACGUAAGGUGGACGUGGCGGCAGGAAAGUCGUAAAAUCGUUGGAUUAAUUGAACUUGGCGGAAUAUUAUAAGCGGGGUUUGUUACAUUCUGGUUAUUUUAUUUUCUGUUCGGGUAGUAAAACGAUAUCGUUCGAUGAAGCGAGUUUUGGUUUUGAUCGUUCGAAGGUCGGGCGAAACGACCUUUGGAACCGACUCGUUAAUAUCAUACUUUUCUUCUAUCGUAUUUUGAAAGCGAUAAAAUCUUUUCCGUAGAUCCAAGAGCUAUUAAUACAAUGUUGUUAUUGUUAUCUUCGGAACAAACUCGAGUUUAACAAUAAGAAAAAGAUUUUUCAAGUUCAUCCCGAUAUAAAAAGAAUUGUUCUCUCGUAAUUGUGUCGUUUUACAGGAAACGGAUGGCCGUUUUCCUCACCGAGCCGUUUGUAGACGUGCCACAUUCUCGUAUGCGAUAAUAAAUCCGAAUCGAUGUCUAAGUGGCAAAAUUCUUUGCCUUUUUAUCUAUAGGUUGGGCGUAAACUUCUGGUUACGGAUAAUUCUCCACGCGAAUUUCUAGUUAUAGUUACGUACGAAAGUAAUUCCGAAAAAUCUGGCAGGUAAUACGCGUCAGAAUUACUUACGAUAAGCGUGGAAAAUUCUAAAUAUACGAUAAAGAUUAAACGAUAUUAUAAUUGGGGAAAUUUGGCAAUAAUUAUCUCCGUCCUAUUCAUCACACGUAUAGACUUCUAUAAAGUUUAUAUAUGCGCGUUAAGUGUUUACGCCUAUUUCGUACGCAUAUACGACGUUUCGAGUGUUUAUAUUUACAUGUAACACACGUCACGAGAUGUAUUUUUUUGCGUCAUUUCGUAAAAAUUACGAUAAACAUAAUGUGAUAGGGCAUUAUAGAUUCGGACGAUUUUACCUCUACUGACCGGCCUUUACUGCCUCUACUGCCUUUGACUAACGUGCGACACGAAUUGCGUGGGAUCCACCAGUCUAUUUAACGACAUGAAUUAUCUUUUUAAUUUUAUAUUGUUUUACGGCACUGUAAAUUUAUUUUUGAUAAGGUUUAAACGUCGAAAUUAUCAAAAAAUAUAGAGAUUCGUUGCUCGAUAUCCGAAGCAACCGUCUUCAGGAGAUCCUGCGGUUUAAGCGCCAUGCGUCCCGUGCCGUCCAGUUCGCCCAUUUACGGUGGACUGGAGUUGAGUUUGGAGGUGGACGUUCGAGGCUCGAAUUACGAUCCGAUUCACUCGCAGUUCUAUCUAGUGUACACGGGGUCCAAGGUGCGACACGUGACGCCGGCUACGUACACCGCGGCCAAAGACGGCUCGACUCUUCGAGGCAUCGUACCGGGUCAUAAUGAACCAGAAACUGUUCAAUUGGAUGCAUUUAUACAAAUUAGCAAUAAGUUAAAAUGUAUUGCUUCUUGUAAUUUCGAUUAUAUUUCUGAUACAAUAUAUCAGAUUGCCAAAAUGCUUACUGAUGGAGUUGACAAUGAAAAUAUGUGGAAGAAAGUUGAAUAUUUAUGUAAAGAAUAUAUGGACACUACAUCAGUUUCAAAGUCGGAAAUGGAUUUGUGCCUGACGGCUGCCAUUAAAUCACUACAUUUACCCGUUUCUUGGAGUUAUGCUAGAAACAGUAUUGAAGAUUUUACUGUUCCCAACGACACAUUAUUCCAUUUAGUUGCAUGUCUUGGAUUUGAAAAGCUGGCUCUGUACUUACUGACCAUACCAAAUAAUCAUUUUGCAUUACAGAUGGUAAACCACAAUGGUUAUCUACCAGAACAAGUUGCAUAUAAUAAACAAUUUUCUGAAUUAGCAAAUCUACUAAGAAUGCAUAGAAAAGAGAAUUCUGAAAACUGCAUGUUUGAUAGAAUCGAAGAAGAAAAUAUAUAUUCUCCUGUUGUAUCUUGUUGUCUUAGUUGGAGCAACAGAGAUAUAGAUUAUGAUAUUGCAGAAUUAGAAAGAUUAAUGUCAAAUAAAAGAAACAGAGUCGAAAUGUCUAGAAUAUUGAAGCCAAAUAACAACCAAACUGAAAUAGAACAAAAAAGUCAAAUACCAACCAUAUUGGAAAAUUUUCAAUCCAUUAAAAGUUAUCAUUGUCCAAAGAUAAUUCCAGCCGUUGGCAUGACCUCGCAUUCACCUCCUAAACGGAAAAGUAUCGUAUUAGAGGACAACCUGCGACGCCUGCACGACAUCCACGAGGGCAUCCAGCGACUUCGUCGACUCGACACCCGCGACAUGCUGCUGCAGGGAUGGCAUAAGGAGGGUCGAAGUAGAUUGAGCAGCUCUUGUCCUUCCCUUCCUCUCGUGGCCGAUAAUACGGGAAACGGUAAUAAUAAUAAUGAAAGGUUUCUAAGAGAAGAAAGGAUAAAUGUUUCGACUGCAACAAUAUGUGAUUUACCUCAGAGAAAAAGAACAUUUUCUUCAAAUUCUGGUGCUAAUGGAUGUAAAGUUCAAGAAGGGAAAACGAUGGAUAACACGGUGAAGAUUCGUGUCAACGACAUCACCCCGUCGAAUUCUCAAGAGUUUUUAAAUACGGAUGUUAAUGUAGACGGCGACAGGAAACAUUCCCUCGGCAGUUUGCCUGCUGACGUGCAGAUCAAAGGACGGGGAAGCCAUAUAGGAGGAACUUCGGCUCAGAGAUGCGCCCGAAAAGCCGGUUACAAGGAAUUAGUUAGACGGCAGAGUUGGUCUUCCCUUCUGUCUAAUACGCAAAAUAAUGCAAAAGAAGAAAAUCUCCACAUUCAUAAAAGUUGGAGUCUAAGCAGUCUGGAAUCUGACACGGAUGACAAUACGUUUUAUGAUGCACGAGAUCUUCCAUUAUCUCCCACACAUACUUGUUUACCUUCUUCUACUAAUGGAGUAGUAUCAUCUAGUAAUGAUAGUUUGAAGGAGAAACAACGUAGCUUUUCAGCUGGUAGUGGUGACGAUGUCUUUCGUUCACUUGUCGGCGAUAGAGGAACUAUGGCCGUUCACAGUUUGACAGAUAUUAAUUCUGAUGUUCAUUCUUGUACAGAAGACGAAACUAUGGGUGCAAAUAACCUGAUAGGCUGUUCCGAUACAAAUGCAUGGCUAUCAGCACCAAGAACCCCUUUACAGAAAUCUGUAUCGACACCUUCCAUCUUAAUUGCUCAAGAAAUCCAAGAGAAAAAUCAUCGGGAAUGUAAUAGAGAUAGUUUGUUCAGUAGUCAGUCUUUUCAACUUCACGAAAUUGAUGACGAUGAUGAUGAUGCAAACUUAGUUUUAGAAGAGGACGAUGAGCCUGAUGAAAUGCCAAACAUUUUAUCAAGGCAUAUAUCUCUUGCUGGUAUAUUUAGGGACCACAGUUCUUUGGUACAAGAUAGCGACGAGGAUAAACCUUUUCGGAAAAGAAGAAAGCGCGGAAGUCUCUUUUUUAGGAAAAAAAGAGGUAAAGAUAAGGAGAAAGAAACGAAAAAAACUCCACAUCAAUUUGUAUCAAUCUGUUAUAGUACAGCUGCCGUAUGUGAUGUUUGUAACAAACAAUUAGCUAAUAAAAAUGCCUUGAGAUGCGAAAAUUGCCUCGUUACAGUUCAUGAAAGUUCCUGUAAGGAUCAGAUUCUUGACUGCAGCAAAUUUAAAAGUCCAAAAUUACCUCCCAAAAAUAAUUCUUUAUCUCUGUCAAAAGAUCAAUUAAAUACAAAAUUACAAGUUUCACAUGGUCGCAUUCCUUAUUAUCCUUGUCGUUAUCAACAUCUUUUAGGAUCACUUAAUCCAACCGUAACUAACUUAGGGAAUAAUAAACAUCAUUCAAGCAGCCUGAGUAGUAAAGAAAAGAAACAAGGAUUGAUAUCUGUAAAUAAAUUUCAAUCACAACCAAAUGCAGGAAACAGCAAUUCUCCAACACUGGAAACAUCUGGUAAAAUUGUAAUAAAUUCAACAAGUGCACUGCGUAGACCUUACACUCCUAGUGGUUACUCCCAGUGGCGGCGGGUGGCCACAAAAUUAGGGGUCAACAAAGUUAUUUCGGAAGAAAAAGAAUGUGAACCGAUUGAAGAUACAUGUUCUAGCAAUAUCACAGAUGUUAAUUCGGCUUCCAUGGAAUCUCUAGACGAAGGUGCGCAAGAAAUCAGUGAUUUAGAUGAUGAUCCACAACAUAUAGUUAUGGAUGAAGAAUCGGAGUCGUGGAGCACGACAAUUGAUAAAAAAGUUUUGAAAAAAUUGAAAGAUAAAGAAAUCAAAAGGCAAGAAGGAAUUCAUGAACUAAUUCUUACAGAGAAAAACCAUUGUAUAACAUUAAAGAUAAUGCAAAAGAUUUAUGCAUCUGGCAUGAUCAAGGAACUCAAUAUGAGCAAAGACUUAGUCGAACGCAUUCUUCCCAGUAUAGAAGAAUUACUAGAUGUUCAUUUAAACUUUUUAUAUAAACUAAAGGAGAGGCAACAAAAAGGAUGCAUUAUUGAAAAUGUUGGCGAUAUUUUGGUUCAGCAGUUUCAAGGAGAAAUGGCAGAGCAGAUGAAAUCUGCCUAUGGCCAUUUUUGCAGUCAGCAUAAAGAUGCAUUAUCUCUAUAUAAAGACAUUUCGAAAUCAGAUAGAAAAUUUCAGAAUUUUAUAAAGAGAUACAAGUUAAAGCCCACUUUUAGAGGCAGAUCGAUUCCCGAAUGCAUUCUUCUAGUCACCCAGCGGAUUACAAAAUAUCCUCUAGUUAUAGAAAAUUUAAUAAAAUUGACUAAGGAUAAUAAAAAGGAAUUUGAAGAAUUGACUCAGGCACUAAAUUUAAUAAAGGAAAUAAUACAUCACGUUGAUGCUCAAGUAGCCGAAAAGGACAAAGAACAGAGAUUGUUAGAAAUUUAUAAUAAAGUGGAUGCAAAGUCUACAGCUUUCUAUAAAGGAAAAAAAUUUAGAAAAUCGGAUCUGUUUUCAAAUAAUCGGAAGUUAGUUCAUGAAGGUCCUCUCUCUUGGAGACUGAGUGGAAAAUCAAAUGGAAAAACUUCAGAAGUUAUUGGAGUUUUACUUUCUGAUGUGAUGCUUUUUCUACAAGAGAACAAUCAAAAGUAUUGCUUUGCUUCCAUAGACAAUAAGUCUGGAAUUUUGUCACUUCAAAAACUUCUAGUAAGAGACAAAGCUGGUCAAGACAAUCGCAUCGUUUAUUUGAUAUCCUCAAAUCCCAAAGAACCCGAAAUGUAUGAAAUAAAAUUUCCAACUCAGAAGGAUAAGAAAGUAUGGAUUGGAAAAAUUAAGAAAGCUAUUGAACAUUGUGCAAAUGAAGAUGAAGGUAUUCCAAGCGAAACAGAAGAACAAAAAUUAGAAGAAGCUAAAAGCUCAAAGCUGAAAGAACUAGUUGGACUGUUACAUGACAAAGAUAUAGAAAUUGCUGUUGUAUGUGAAAAGAAAAUGAAAAUAUUAGUUGAUAUCCUGGAACUUUCUGGGAUUGAAGCAGAAUCAUAUGAAAAUGUAAAAUAUACUCAUUUAGUAGAAUCUGAAGAAGGAACUAAUCCUAAAGAAUUAAUGUUGGCUGCUUUAAGUAAUGCCUCUCGUCUGGCAAGUUCUCUCUAUGCUUCCGGUACUAAUUUGAGUAGAAGUGUCAGUAGUGCAGGAGAACAUCAGAGCGAAACUUUCAUAUCGCCGCAGUUACCGAAACGAGCGGAAACAUUCGGCGGCUUCGACAAUCCCAAUAAAGAACAAAACAAUAAUAAUAAAGGAUUAGGAGUGAAGAAAAAAAUACAGCUUCUUAAGGAUCAAGUCGGAAUGAACAUUUCUUCCAUAUCUCUGUCUGCUAAAUCAGAAAUAGAAACCGAAUUGGAAGUUCCAGAUAAUAAGGGAACUGAUGCACAAAGCACACCAACAAUUAUUACUGCUAUUCCAAAAUCAAGAACAGAAAGUCCAGAAAAUCAGAGUCCACCUCAAGGAUCUGUUGCCAGCAAAGAAUUUUUAAGACUGACAACUACACCACUCUUAGUGACUCAAGGAAAAGAACAGUUAGAGGAAAUUGUUGAAUUAUCUCAUAAUGUUAAUACAUUAAUAUGUCUGUUAAGUCAACACUUCUCAAUUGUCGAAAGUAUGCGAGUUCAGUUAAAAGAAGCUAACGAAAAAAUAGCAAAACUAACGGAAGAAAAAGCUCCCCGAGAAAAACGCGAAAGAAGGUCAUUCUACCGGCCGGAACACCAGUUAGAGGAACUGAGGAACCUGCAAGAGAAAUUAACUCAGGAACGAUUACAGUGGCAAAAACAAAGGAUAGAAGAAGAAGCGGAAUUAAACAAAUCAAAAGCAGAAUUAGAAAGACUUCAGGAGCAGAUCAAGUCGGAACAGGCGGAUCUGAAUCACCAGAGAGAGUUGCUGUAUCGGAAGCUGGAAGCCCUUCAGAAGGAAGGGAUCAUCCUCAGCCCCCAACACACGGUGGUCAACCUGGGAGGAGCGGGAAACAAGGAGGAGGCGGCCGCCGUGGAUCCGGUGGCUCAGCAUCGAAGAUCCGUUUCCUUCGACCUGCAGAGGGUGCAGACGCCCGCCGCCAACGGGGAGAACAGGUCCAGACACGAUCCCCGCUUCCAGUCGUCCCACAGCGCUUCCAGCCUGCCCGUGGCCGCGAAGAGGGAAGGGAGCCGCGACCCCGUCCCCCUGCAGCUGCGCAGCGCCACCAACAUGCAGAAGAGACAGGUGGGCCAAGUCCGACAGCAACUUCCGCUCAAGUUGGCCAGCGGCAGUUCGGCGGCCAACGGUCCGGCCCCCGUCCCUCCGCCGCCAUCUUCGGGCCCCGAGGGGACGGGACCGCGAGCUUCUUGUCGGUCGCCCGAAGAGAAAAUCGAAGGGCCUCCCGGCAGUCCCAAGGGUGGCGGCCGGAAGUCGGGCGGAGAGGGAGCGGGGGAGGAAGAGAGGGGUUCCGCUUCCUCGCGGGCGGCGCCCGGAGAUCGAAAUCGACGGGACGGAGACUCCGACCGGGAAAUCUUCUGUUGAGGGGAGGAAGACGGGAAGCUUUCUCCGUUAGACAGACGGACGGGCGGAGGAACGACGGGACGGAGUGGCGGGCCCGAUUCGCUCCGUCCCAAUUUCUCUUUCGCUCCGUUUCGUGUACAUAGACCGUUCCUGUAAAUAACGAAACACGGGCGCGCGUGCCCCGGCCGAGAAGAAGAGAAACCGGCCGCCUUCGCUUCCCCCGUGGGGGGAAAAGGAUCCCGGCUCCCGUCGGCGGGCGGAGGCCCGAAACCGGAAGAACUGGCGCUGUUCGACGAAACGUUCCGGCCCCGAAAAAUUGUGAUACUUCCGGUUUUUUAGAGGGCCGGCGCCUUAGACGCACGCGCCCCUGGUAAAAUCCUUUUCGUUUCUAUCGCACCGCGCACUCUUCGGUUGUUUUUUAAAAGAAUACUCCCGUGAUUCAAUGGUAGCCUCGGAAAUGUAAAUAAUAAUAAUUGCAUCGUGUCGAUAAUUCUGUAAAAAAUUUCUAAAAAAUAAAAAAAUAUUCUAUGUAUAUGUAUAAAUAUAUAUAAUGCGGAAAUAAUUUUGUGAUAUUUAA
Molecule: messenger RNA, 7744 nt
Organism: Centruroides sculpturatus (bark scorpion)
Lineage: Eukaryota; Metazoa; Arthropoda; Arachnida; Scorpiones; Buthidae
Gene: cyst
Product: rho guanine nucleotide exchange factor 18-like
Exons: 48
Coding region: 1438-7188 (1916 amino acids)
Biological process (GO): regulation of Rho protein signal transduction
Molecular function (GO): guanyl-nucleotide exchange factor activity
Source: RefSeq, a predicted model, not a curated record